This is a messenger RNA of Saxophila tyrrhenica, 2142 nucleotides long. It is a transcript of the gene GLC3, whose product is annotated as alpha-1,4-glucan branching enzyme. Bases 1 to 2142 code for a protein of 713 amino acids. Gene Ontology annotation, biological process: glycogen biosynthetic process. Gene Ontology annotation, molecular function: cation binding; 1,4-alpha-glucan branching enzyme activity; hydrolase activity, hydrolyzing O-glycosyl compounds. The transcript is spliced from 3 exons. Gene Ontology annotation, cellular component: cytoplasm. The record is from RefSeq and is a predicted model, not a curated record. NCBI's taxonomy places the organism in Eukaryota, Fungi, Ascomycota, Dothideomycetes, Mycosphaerellales, Extremaceae.
AUGGACGCCCUCAACGAGACGUCCAGUCAGUCGAUCAAGGGAAAUCCUUCGAGUGGGAACGUUGCGAACGAUGGCACUGGCGUCAUCGCCCUCGACCCCUACCUCGAGCCCUUCGCACCCGCACUCAAGAGCAGAUACGCCAAAGCCCAAGAAUGGAUGCAGACUAUAGACGCACACGAGGGCGGCUUGGAAAAGUUCUCGCGCGGAUAUGAAAAGUUCGGCUUCAACGUCUCUUCCGACAACACCAUCACAUACCGAGAAUGGGCACCCAACGCCCUUCGAGCCUACCUCAUUGGCGACUUCAACGGCUGGAACCGGGAUAGCCAUGAGAUGAAGCGGGAUCCAUAUGGUGUCUGGGAGAUCACCUUCCCUCCCGUCGACGGACGACCCGCCAUUGAACACGACAGCAAGCUCAAGAUCAGCCUGGUGGUGCCCAACGACCACGCACGACAGGAGAGGAUCCCGGCAUGGAUAACACGCGUGACCCAGGACCUCUCCGUCUCCCCGGUCUACGAUGCCCGCUUCUGGAACCCGCCUCACAAGUACGAGUUCAAGAACCCUCGCCCUCCGAAGCCUCAAUCCGCACGCAUCUACGAAGCACACGUCGGCAUCUCCUCCCCCGAUCCCAAGAUAGCCACCUACAAAGAAUUCACACAAAACAUGCUCCCGCGCAUCCACAAGCUGGGCUACAACACCAUCCAGCUCAUGGCCGUCAUGGAGCACGCCUACUACGCCUCCUUCGGCUACCAGAUCAACUCCUUCUUCGCCGCCUCCUCCCGCUACGGCUUCCCCGACGACCUCAAAGAACUCAUCGACACCGCGCACGGCCUCGGUAUCACCGUCCUGCUCGACGUCGUCCACUCCCACGCCUCCAAGAACGUCCUCGACGGCCUCAACAUGUUCGACAACAGCGACCACCUCUACUUCCACGAAGGCGCGCGCGGCCGCCACGAGCUCUGGGACAGCCGGCUCUUCAACUACGGCCACCACGAAGUCAUCCGCUUCCUCCUCUCCAACCUCCGCUUCUGGAUGGACGAGUACCGCUUCGAUGGCUUCCGCUUCGACGGCGUCACCAGCAUGCUCUACACCCACCACGGCAUCGGCACGGGCUUUUCGGGCGGCUACCACGAGUACUUCGGCCCUAACGUGGACGAAGACGGAGUGGUGUAUCUGAUGUUGGCGAACGAAAUGCUACACACGCUCUUCCCCGAUGCUAUCACCAUUGCGGAAGACGUCAGCGGCAUGCCCGCGCUGUGUGUCAAGCUGAGCCUGGGUGGAAUAGGAUUCGACUACCGCUUGGCCAUGGCCGUGCCGGACUUGUACAUCAAGUGGCUGAAGGAGAAGCAGGAUAUCGAGUGGGAUAUGGGCGCGUUGUGCCACACGCUCACCAACCGACGACAUGGCGAGAAGACCAUCGCUUAUGCGGAGUCGCAUGAUCAAGCUCUCGUCGGCGACAAAACCCUCCUCUUCUGGCUCUGCGACAGCGAAAUGUACACCAACAUGUCCGUCCUCUCCCCCUUCACGCCCGUGAUCGAGCGCGGCCUCGCCCUGCACAAAAUGAUCCGCCUCAUCACGCACGGCCUGGGCGGCGAAGCCUACCUCAACUUCGAAGGCAACGAGUUCGGACACCCGGAAUGGCUCGACUUCCCCCGCGAAGGCAACAGCAAUUCCUUCCACUACGCGCGUCGGCAGUUCAACCUCCCCGACGACCCGGAUUUGCGGUACGGCUCGUUGAAUGCUUUCGACGCGGCGAUGCAGUGGGCGGAGGAGAAGUAUGGGUGGUUGCAUUCGCCUCAAGCGUACAUCAGUCUCAAGAACGAAGAGGAUAAAGUCAUCGUCUUCGAGCGCGCGGGGCUGUUGUGGAUCUUUAAUUUCCAUCCUUCGGCCUCGUUUACGGAUUAUCGCGUUGGUGUGGAGGAAGGCGGGACGUAUCAGAUCGUCGUCAACACUGAUCGCAAGGACUUUGGCGGGUUGGGAAGGAUUGACGAGGGGACGAGGUUCUUUAGUACGGAUAUGAGCUGGAAUGGAAGGAGGAACUUUGUGCAGGUUUAUCUUCCGACGCGGACGGCCAUGGUUCUUGCCAAAGAAGAGACACUCGACCCGAACUGGAAGAGCAAUAUUAGUCUGGGGUUCGGGUACUAG